Messenger RNA from Spirodela intermedia, 7077 nucleotides. NCBI's taxonomy places the organism in Eukaryota, Viridiplantae, Streptophyta, Magnoliopsida, Alismatales, Araceae. The record is from the annotation of a GenBank genome assembly.
AUGGGCUUUCUGAGCACUAUCCUUGGGUUCUUCGGCUUCGGGACCGGAAUCUCGAUCGGGAUUGUCAUCGGAUAUUACCUGUUCAUAUAUUUUCAGCCCACCGAUGUCAAGGUACGUGCCAUUUGUGUCACAUCUUUUCAGCCUGCCUCUCCUUGAUUCGUGUGUCAUUUAUGCGAAGUGUUGGAAGUGAUGGAGGAAAUUAUUAUCAUUCUUCAAUGCUUCUGUCACCUGUAACCUUCAUGAUAUUCGAUCCCGAUUCGCUCUCUUAGCGUACUUUGAUCGAACAUUUAUGGUUAAAGCUUGCAGUGCUGUGGCCGAGGUUAUUUGACAAAAUAUAGUUUGUAAUACCACGUCUUAUUCCAUUUUCACCAAUUUUACUGGUGGAGGCAAGUCUUUUCGUUGUUGUUAAAGAAUUAUCCAGGUCAACAAUAAUUCUCCCUCUUGCACCUGUUGGUGACGUUUUUUCUUCCUCCUCCCGUUUAGUGCAAUGGACUGCGUUAUUCUUUGUUUAUGCCACGUCCAAUUGUUUGCAUGACUUGCCAUAUUCUUUACUUUUAUUCUUUGUGUCUUUCAGCAUUGUGUCAGGGUAGUAGAGCUUCUGAUUCCUCGUAUUUCCUCUGUCAUGUGAGAAAUUCAUUUUUAGGAGAAGUAUGCUUCCAACCUUUGAAUUUCCAGAAAAGGGAAUUCAUUCCCACCAAGAACAGGCGUAAGAAAGAGAAUAAUUUGAUUUUCCACUACAAUGGAAAUUUUAUCGUUUGGUCUCGCCAGUUGGUCAAUCCGUGCCAGAACUUCACCUCUGGAGGUUUCAGACUUGGGUUCUAGAAGGAAAGGAUGGAACUUAUAUUUUCUUGCUUUCUUGAAAACAUAGCGCACCUUCCAUGAGUUGAUCAGUGGAGGAAAAGUAUCUCCCUCGUUUCUUUUGACUCAAGACUUCAUUAGGAAGACGACCGUUUCUUUUGGGUUUAGUGGAAAAAGUAGAUGAUCAAUAUGGUAAUCGUUCAGAAUAAUUGUUUUGAUCAGAGUUGGGAACAUUUUUGUCUCUUAGUCCUAUAAGUCUCCUGUUCACUGUUUAUUUUCUUACCAUUCUGUUAACUUUUGUAUUAUGAAGUUAGCUCUUUUGGUUCAAAAAUUAGACUUUUGUGUGCUGAUAGUAACAAACAGCAUUUUAUGUUUGUGAGUAUUCAUUCUCUCAUGAUGUGGACGCCCAAACAGGGCUAGUAUUUUCUAUUUUAUUUCAUAUAGAAAAAUGCUUCAAUAACCACCAGAUGACUCGUACUUAUCAGGAUUUCUAUUUAUCCAGUGAAUACAAUUUCGUUUGGCUGUUCAUAAAACUUCUAGGGAAAACAAAUGCGGAUCGUGAAAAUUUGCCACCUUCUAUUUGACAAGUUGCCAAAAUAGACUUUUAGUCCGUUCUAUUCAACAGCAUGCACAGCGAUCUUGUGUUAAUAAUAGUUCAUUUCCUCUGGAGAUUGCAAGGGGAAUGAAUUAGCUUCGAUCUUAUCAUGAUACCGUGAUGUGGUAUGUUGGGAAUGGAAAACGUGCUGUACCUCUUUGUUGCAAAAACAAAGUUCUUUUAUUGUGUUGCUGGUAAAAGGUGAUCCAGAAUAAAAUAUCUACCAUUUGGUUUUAAAAUGUCUUUUGUAACAGAUUUUUUUUUAACCCAAGAGUCGAAAUUGGGUUCUGUUUAUCUAUUUCAUUGAUUGUAAUAUUUUUUGGCUAUUGAACCAUCCAAACGUAAUUCACUUUCAUAACGGGGUUGACUUGGUUUUAAGGAUAUAUUUUUCUUAGCAUCCGUUGUAGCUCAUUGAACUUGUGUUUUUCUGGGCGUGAAAAUCCUGUUCGCUCUUCCUUUACAACGUCAUAUUGUUCUGUAGAACCAAUAAAUGUGCAGUUUUAUAUUUGAACGCGAUUAUCCAUGCACUUUGACUUUUAUCAAUGUUUCCUUGAUCAGGAUCCAGUAGUACGACCUCUUGUUGAGCAAGACACAAAAACCUUGCAGCGUAUGCUUCCUGAAAUUCCAUUGUGGAUAAAAAACCCUGAUUUCGACCGAGUAUGUAUCUCUGGUAGCUUGAUUAUUUGGAGACUAUUUAAUGGAAUCUAAUCAAUUAAUUUGUUUUUUCUAAACUUAAUUCUCUAACUAUUGAUUUUUAACCCCUGAAGAUCGACUGGCUGAAUAAGCUUUUGGAAACCAUGUGGCCAUAUUUAGACAAGGUUAGAAUAUUUUGUCCUUGCUUAACUUUUUAAGGUUUAUGAUGCUGCCAUGUUUUUUAACCAAAAACUUGCUUGUGUAUGUGUUAAUAGGCGAUUUCCAAGACUGCUAAGGAGAUUGCAAAACCAAUAAUUGCUGAGAAUACCGCAAAGUUCAAAAUUGACUCAGUUGAAUUUGAAACUCUCACAUUGGGCACAUUACCUCCUACUUUUCAUGGUCUGUUUUCUAUGAUAAAUUUUUGAAGUCUUUGUGCAUCUAUGUGACUGUGGUAUUAUUUAUGUGUCAUGUGGUUGCCAGCUUUGAUAACCGUGAAACCAGAUGACAUUCUUUAUUUCUUGCCUUUUUAUGCAUAGUUAUUCUUAAAAUUCUAUGAUACAUUGUUUUAACUUGUAUAAGAAUUUCAAAUAAUUAAGUGAGUAAGCUGCUUUGAAAGACUUCCUAGUCAGAGUCCUCAUUGUGUUUAUCGAUUUGGGACUUGUUCAGAGGCCCAGUCGGUGAAUAAAUGUUUUAGGUUCACAGUCUCAAGGAUGCAUGUCUUUGCAUCUGUGUUUUGGAUUUUGCAUGGGUUCAAAUAUCUAAAUUAUCUAAGAUUCUUGAUCGUCCAUGGGUGAAGGUUGAUGAUUUGAGCUGUGCCUGAGAGGCAUUAAUAGGGAUAUUUUUGUAUACAUAAAAUUGGUGUAUAAAUUUAUUCUCAGACUUGUCUAUGUAUUCAUCUAGUUCCUGUUACAUGACCAGUGUGCAGAUAGAUUAGUGUUUAUUUCUUGUAGUUUUAUUGUUAUUCUGCCUUCGAAAAGUUUUUUAUUCAUUAGUUUUGUGUGGUCUUUUCUGAUCUUUGAUCAAUUAUAGUUGAGUGGGAAUUUCGUAAGUGAUUGCCACGUCAACUUCUCAAAAUUAAUGAGAGUCUGCUGCUAGGUUGGUGUGCGGGAAGACAUUGCAUUUCAGUGAUAAUAGGUUUUCAAUGUGUGCAAGGCAGGUAGAUGCACGUCCAUUUUCAGUCUACAGAAAUUAUUAUGAGUGACGUAAAUCUGUCUGAGGGACGGUCCAAAUUUUAAAACUAAUUUAUAAUGACCUUCACAAGGAAGGAACAUUUGAAAUGUCUUGUCAGCCUAAGUUACGUUGAAAUCUAUGAUUUUGAAUGGACCUUAUCCUUAUUUUUUAAUUUAUGACGGGACCUUCAAUUAGCAAAAGUCAUAUCUGGCUUCUGAUACGUUUUCUAUAGCGAACAAGGACAGAAAUUAAAAUAAAUAAUGGAUGGAAAAGCCAACCUUUAAAUGACAUCCUUAUAGUCUCUAUUUCGUUGAAAGUAAACUAUCUUGUUUCUUCAUCUUCCUUAUUUCCAUACUCUAGCGAACAUAGUGAUGAAGUAGAGGUAACCAGUUUUUUUUUUUUCUCCAUUGUAGAAGAGGCAGAACUAAGCUUAUGUAAAUUGAUGUUGACAUGAUGGUUAGACAGUGAGAAUCAACCUGAAAGAAGGGAGAAGAGAUAAAGAUCAAGUCCUAGCAGCAGGGACUAAAGUGGGUGAUUGUUGUUGAUUAGCAUUUCAUGAUUUUUUUUAAUGUUUGGGUACUGGAACUUAAAAUUAAGAAUUUUUUCGGUCAAUUUCCUUUUUUUUUUCCAUUGUCUUAUGAUAAAACGUCUUUUGGGGUCGUAUGAGAUUCAGUACUGGUCCAUUUCUGGAUGAAAUUCGCAUUUAGUCUUUUAACUUAAGUUUAAGCAUAGCUCUAAUCGUAGCUUUAUUUGGUUUUCCCUCAUCUCCUUGGGUUUCUGAUUACUCUAUAAAUAAUAGUGUAAUGUUGGUAUCCGUUAUGAGAACUACCUCAAGAUAAUAAAGUUUUAUAUCUACUGUGAACCAUACCCGGGCCAUCUGUUUUGACUGAUAUUUCGCAACCUCGUAGCCACUACGAUGUGUGGAUGAACUGUUCUUCGUAUUUCAUGGUUCACUUUGACGACCUUGCUUAUGCUCUGAAUGCGAAGGUAAUGUGUUACUCAUGCAGAUGAUUGCAUCGGUUGCCUCUCUAAUACAUGUUUCAAAGGAUUCUGCUCUACUUCUUUUCAUGAAUCUAUUUGGGAUUCGACUUUUCUGUACAGUCCAAUUUGAACUCAUUUUCGUCCAAUUCUGCAUUAGUAAUCUUUAUUUUAGGAGUUCAUUUAACGAUUUUUUUUUUAUUAGAAUCAUAUGCUUAUUUCAUUAUAUGAGUCUACGUCUAAAACCACGAUGCCUUUCUUAGGCAUGAAGGUUUAUACUACUGACGAGAAAGAGCUAAUUAUGGAGCCAUCGUUCAAAUGGGCUGGUAAUCCAAAUAUUACUGUUGUUGUCAAAGCAUAUGGCCUCAAAGCAACUGUGCAGGUUAUCAACUCAUUGCAUGCUUCAUUCGAUUCUUUCCUGAUGUUGAUGACCAUUGAGUCUCUGUAAAUAGCUGUGGACUUUUCCUUUCUUGCGAAAGUUCAGCUGGUGGAUUUGCAAGUGUUUGCCAUACCACGGAUCACAUUAAAGCCGUUAGUCCCGAGUUUUCCAUGUUUUGCAAACAUUAUCGUCUCACUAAUGGAAAAGGUGCGGGGAAAUGAUCAUAUUGUGCCUUUGCCGGUUCAGUUUUAGUUUUUAUGAGAAGAUGUCAUGUCAUUGCUUACCUCUUUUCUCUUCCCUGCAGCCACACGUUGACUUUGGGCUAAAACUUCUUGGAGCUGAUGUUAUGGCAAUUCCUGGUUUAUACCGAGUAGUUCAGGUAUGGCGCUCAUGUUUGUACUCGUUGUGUCAUCUUGCUGCGUUUUCUGGCCUCAGUUAUUGUUCUAACUAGGGGAUGGAUUCUUCUGUUUUCCCGUUGGGAUACUGAUGAAAACCCAGGGCCAAAAAUGGUAAUUUUGAAUUAUUACCUUCAUACAGAAAGGGUCGGAUUCUUUCCCUUACUAAAUUCACACAUAUUUUGAAGAAAACCCUGGGCCAACAAUGGUAAUUUAGUUGGCAAUGGAGGGUCAUCUUUUUUUUUUUCGAUGCGAUGGUCAAUGCAUUAGCAUGGGUAAAGCACCCGAGUCCAGGCAAGUCAGUAGUUUACAAGAUCGUUGUAUCAGAUCACCGGAUCACCUAUACUCACUCUGUUGCUCCCUCUCGUGGAUGAGCUUCUCCAAUAACUCUAACUUGUUCAUAGAAGCGACCCCUAACUGUCAUAGUACCUCCCGCAGUUUUCUGAUUGCAUUCUGUCUGAAAUGGUUAGCAGAGCCUAAUCCUCUUACCCUUUUUUAUUUAUUUUUCUUGUUAAAUUCUCUUUUUUCUAAUUAUUUUAUGUGCAUUUUUAUUUUGUAUAUUUUAAUUUGUGAUGUUUAUUUUCACCUGUGAUAUUAUUUUUUUAUUAGUCUUUAUUGUCUUUCAGGCUCAAUUCCCAUUUACUUGAAUCAAUCGCAUGAUUAUUUUUCUGGUGUUUACCCAAUUACUUGUGGCUAUGAUCAAUCAAGAGAAAUCAUAGAAAAUUAUGUUUUUUCCCUGAAAAUCUGUUAAUUCAUUAAUUUAUCUGCAGGAGAUCAUCAAGGAUCAAGUAGCAAACAUGUACCUCUGGCCCAAGACGCUGGAAGUCCCUAUCAUGGAUCCAUCCAAGUAGUACCAAUCUCUUCUUCUCUCAUCGUAAUUUCUGUAGAGAGAGAGAGAGAGGAGAGAGAGAGAGGGAGAAACCCCAGGUUUCUCCAUCCUAAUUCCUUCGCGCCGAAUAUCACAGAGCAAUGAAGAGACCCGUCGGGAUUCUGCACGUGAAGGUCGUCAGAGCCCUCAAACUGAAGAAGAAAGAUUUGUUGGGCAAAUCCGACCCCUACGUCAAGCUGAAGCUCACCGAAGAGAAGCUCCCCGCGAAGAAGACCACCGUCAAGCACAGCAACCUCAAUCCCGAGUGGAACGAGGAGUUCAACCUCGUCGUCAAGGACCCCUCAACCCAGACUCUCGAGCUGAUCGUCUACGACUGGGAACAGGCACGCCACCCUCUCUCUUUCUCUCUCUCUCUCAUACGAUAAUAUAAUUAGUCAAAGCCCCUGGAUGCCAUUUUUCUUAGGUGGGAAAGCAUGAAAAGAUGGGCGUGAACGUCGUCCCCCUGAAGGACCUCACCCCCGACGAGCCCAAGACGUUGACCCUGGAGCUCCUGAAGAACAUGGAUCCCAACGACCCGCAGAACGAGAAGGCCCGCGGCCAGGUCAUCGUGGAGGUGACGUACAAGCCCUUCAAGGAGGAAGAGCUGGAGAACGUCUCCGAGAAUCAGGACGUUAACGUCGUGGAGAAGGCCCCCGAGGGCACUCCCUCCACCGGCGGCCUCCUCGUGGUGAUCGUCCACGAAGCCCAGGACCUCGAGGGCAAACACCACACCAACCCCUUCGUCCGCCUCCUCUUCAGGGGGGAGGAGAAGAAGACCAAGGUGACGGAUUCUUCUAGUUGACUUUUCUCCCCCUCAUUUAUUGGGCUUUCUUGAUUGACCGAUCCACCUGAAAUGUGGACGCAGCACGUUAAGAAGAACAGGGAUCCGAGGUGGGAGGAGGAGUUCACAUUCAUGUGCGAGGAGCCGCCCGUGAAUGACAGAAUCCACGUGGAAGUGGUCAGCCGGCCCCCGAGCAUCGGCAUACACUCCAAGGUAAGAACAGGCAUCGGCUUCUUCUUCUUCCUUCUCCUUCUUCUUCUUCUUGUCGCAAAACUCCGAGGGUGGAUGCGUUUUUAAGUCAACUGGUGCGACUUUGUUUCCUUCUUCUUUGUUUCUUUCUCGGUCAACCAGGAAACGCUCGGGUACAUCGACGUCAACGUGGGGGACGUGGUCAACAACCGGCGGAUCAACGAGAGGUACCAUCUGAUCGACUCCCGGAACGGCCGCCUCCAGAUCGAGCUCCAAUGGAGGACGUCGUAG